Pteropus alecto (black flying fox) is the source of this 1672-nucleotide messenger RNA. It is a transcript of the gene PNMA6A, whose product is annotated as PNMA family member 6A. Lineage: Eukaryota; Metazoa; Chordata; Mammalia; Chiroptera; Pteropodidae. Bases 128 to 1672 code for a protein of 514 amino acids. The transcript has 2 exons. The record is from RefSeq and is a predicted model, not a curated record.
CCGGGAAGUUCUCUCUGAGUCCGAGGCUCCCGCCCCGGUCCAUCUCGCAGCCAGCGGCAGCCUGGUCCGCGCCAGGAACCGUCUCUGGUCCGUGGCGUGAGCCCCGCGCUGGUGGAAGCUGCGGACGAUGGCGGUGACGAUGCUGCAGGACUGGUGCCGGUGGAUGGGCGUCAGCGCUCGCAGGGGCCUGCUCAUCCUGGGCAUCCCGGAGGACUGCGAAGAAGCCCAACUCCAAGAGGCCCUGGAGGCCGCCCUGUGGCGCAUGGGCCACUUUACCGUGCUGGGCAAAGUGUUCCGCGAGGAGGACAACGCCACCGCGGCCCUGGUGGAGCUCGACCGCGAAGUCAACUACGCUUUGGUCCCCAGGGAGAUCCCGGGCCCCCGGGGUCCCUGGAGCGUGGUCUUUGUGCCCCGUUGCUCAGGCGAGGAGUUUCUCGGUCGCGUGUUCCGCUUCCUGGAGCAACAGGGGCAGACGGUGGAGAGCGUGGCCGGCGCCCUGGGGCUGGGGCUGCGCAGGGUGUGCUGGCUCCGGUCGGUCAGUCAGGCGGUCCAGCCCUGGGUGGAGACCGUGCGGUACCAGCGCCUGGGCGUGUUCUCCGGGAGGGACCAGCCGUUCCCGGGGGAGGAUUCCUUCGACACCUGGCUAGACCACACCGCCGACAUGCUGCACGUGUGGCAAGGGGUCUCGGAAAGGGAGAGGAGGCGGAGGCUGAUAGAAGGCCUUCGAGGCACGGCCCUGCAGCUCGUGCUCGGGCUCCUGGCGGAGAACCCUGCCAGGACGGCACGAGACUGCCUGGGGGCCCUGACCCAGGUGUUUGGGGACACUGAGUCCCAGGCGACCCUCCGGGUGAAGUGCCUGACCGCUCAGCAGCAGCCAGGCGAACGCCUCUCGGCUUUCGUGUUGCGGCUGGAAGUCCUGCUGCAGAAAGCCGUGGAGAAGGGGGCUCUGGCCAGAGACUCCGUGGACCACGUGCGCCUGAGGCAGGUGCUCACCAGGGCCAACCUUAUUGAGCCCCUGGACGAAGCCCUGAGGAAGCUGAGAUUGGUGGGGAGGGCUCCGACUUUCCUGGAGAUGCUGGGGCUGGUUCGCGAGUCUGAGGCAUGGGAGGCCAGUCUGGCCAGGAGCGAGAGGGCCCAGGCAAGAGGAGGGGCUGAUGCCGGGACAAGUGCCCAGGCUGAUGCCAGAGCCGAAGCGAAGGCAGAGGAUGGCAGGGUGCAGGAGGACAGUGAGGACCGUGCCCCCGUCCCCGCGGGCCUAGAUCAGGCAGGACCCUCUGAGGCCCCCGGGGGCCCCACCCCUGCCCACAUGGGCGAUGCUUCUGGGGCGGGCCCAGGAGGUCCUGGUGGGGCAGAGGGCCUGGCCCUCGCACGACACGCCGAGGCCGAGGGGGCUGAGGAGUUUCUCCCCCAGGAGGGACUCAAGCCCAUCCCGGAGGAGUCAGGAAACGAGGCCCGCUGGGGUGGGAGCAUCUUCAUCUCCCUGAGUGGCAGGGGAGGCCUUGGUGGUUUCCUCAGGGGCAGGGGCUGCCCCAGUGGCAACAGCAGUUUCAGGAGCAGCCUCAGCAGGGUCAACAGUGCCAGGACCUGCAUCACUGGCCUCUGCAUUGGCCAGGGUGGCCUGGGCACCAUCUUCACGGUCUGGCAAGGCCUAGGCACUAUCUGCAUAGCUUAG